Linepithema humile (Argentine ant) is the source of this 2047-nucleotide messenger RNA. RefSeq names its product putative lipid scramblase CLPTM1. NCBI's taxonomy places the organism in Eukaryota, Metazoa, Arthropoda, Insecta, Hymenoptera, Formicidae. The record is from RefSeq and is a predicted model, not a curated record. Gene Ontology annotation, cellular component: membrane; endomembrane system.
UAUGCCCGAACAAAACUCACGGGACCCAACGGAAAAAUGGUGGACUGUGCUGAAGAGGAUUGUCGUGAUAACGCGGAAGUAGAUGUCACAGAAAACAUGGAUAACAAUCAACCGAACGGUGAACUAGUUCCGAGAACUGAACAAAAUAAUGACGAGACAAAUGCAAAUGCAGAAAAUGAUGAGCAAAGGAGGAAGGCUCAGCCGUCACGCUUAGAAUCAUUGUUUGCCGUAACAAAAUCAUUAAUCAUACGAGCCCUAAUAAUUUAUUUUAUUAGUAGCUUCUUUAGACGUCCUGAUAAUAAUCCCAAGUCUCCCAACACCGUUAGUGAUACACGCUUACAAGCUGUAAAUAUAUUUCCAAAUGGAACGUUAUUUGAUCUUAGUGUUUAUCUGUCGGAGUCUGAGAAAUUCAAGCAAUUUGACGAUCCACGAUCUUUAAUUUGGUUCGAAGAAGGACUGAUAUAUGGGGAUUGGUAUAGUGGAUCAAAUCAAGAUGGAUCCAGAGUUCUUGAAUACUCGUUUGCUCCCUCAGAACAUUUAAAACAAAAUGGUUCUAUCUAUCUUCAUGUUUACAUAACAAAAAGUGGAAAAUCACCAAAUCCCAAAGCUGGCAAAGGAGGUUACGCUGGCGACUAUAUAUCCUACUCAAGAAAGAUGUUGAACAAGUUCAAGAAAAUUAAAUAUCAGAAGAGACAUAAUUUGUUAACUGGUGAAAGUACAGCUAGUAAAGAAGAAAUAGCAAAAGCUGAAUUAAUGGAUCAAGAAUAUGUGUCGCACUGGCAUCCAAACUUGACUGUUAAUUUAGUUGUAGAUCAAACUAAUUGGAUGUAUGGUCAAGUACCACAGCCAUUGGAUGAAUAUAUACACUUCUUACCUGGUGGAAAUAUGUAUAAACCAAUAAUAUACACGAAUGACUUUUGGAAUAUGCAACGGGACUAUCAACCCUUAAAUAACACUAUAGAACAAUUAGAGCUUAGAUUGACUUAUCAGCCCAUUUCAUUAUUCAAGUGGCAAAUUUAUGCAGCUCAAUCUGUGAGAAAUAAAUGGACAUCGUCGCUUAUGGGAGAAGCAUCUGAUGAAGAUGAUAACGAUCAAGAUACCCUAAAAGAAACUUUACUUGAAACAAAUCCAUAUCUACUAGGAUUAACUAUAGCUGUGUCAAUUUUACACAGUGUAUUUGAAUUUUUAGCAUUUAAAAACGAUAUCCAAUUCUGGAAUAAUCGAAAAUCCUUGGAAGGUUUGUCUGUGCGCUCUGUAUUUUUCAAUGUAUUCCAAUCUCUCAUUGUUCUCCUUUACGUCCUGGAUAACGAAACGAAUACGGUCGUGCGCAUUAGUUGCGCAAUAGGUUUGUGUAUUGAAGUGUGGAAGAUUAACAAAGUUAUAGACAUUAAAGUUAAUAGAGAAGUGAGAAUACUUGGGAUCUUUCCAAAGAUAUCAUUCCAAGAUAAAGGGUCAUACGUGGAGUCUUCUACGAAAGAAUAUGAUAGACUUGCCUUCAAAUAUCUCUCAUGGGCUUUGUACCCUCUGUUAGGAGGAUACGCAAUUUAUUCUUUAAUGUACUUGGAGCAUAAAGGAUGGUAUUCUUGGAUUCUCAGCAUGUUGUAUGGAUUUCUAUUGACUUUUGGAUUCAUAAUGAUGACACCGCAGCUAUUUAUUAAUUACAAAUUGAAGAGUGUUGCGCAUCUUCCAUGGCGUAUGCUGUCCUACAAAUUCCUAAACACAUUCAUCGACGAUAUUUUUGCAUUUGUGAUAAAGAUGCCGACCUUGUAUAGGAUCGGUUGCUUCCGCGACGAUAUUGUUUUCUUCAUAUUUUUGUACCAAAGAUGGAUAUAUAAGACCGAUCAUACUAGAGUGAAUGAAUUCGGUUUCUCCGGAGAGAUGGAAGCGCAACUGGAGGAAGGCAAGAAACAGGCGGCCAUAAAAGAUCGCCCGAAAGACGAUCAAACGAAGAAGAAUGAAUAAUACUUGGUGUAUAGAUUUAGCGCAUCAAGUAUCCUACAUUGUCCCGAAUUAAUAAAUUGUCCGAUACCAAAGGAAUAUAAUUACA